Molecule: messenger RNA, 4424 nt
Organism: Coffea arabica (coffee)
Lineage: Eukaryota; Viridiplantae; Streptophyta; Magnoliopsida; Gentianales; Rubiaceae
Source: RefSeq, a predicted model, not a curated record
GCCAACGGUUUUUCAAACGGAUGGAGGCACCUAUACUACUUAACCUCGAAAAAAUCCCAUUUUUGCCUAAACAAGUCCCAGCCCACGAUGUAAUACACUGGAAUUCAGUGAUAAAACAUCAAGCAAAGCUGAAAAAUGACAGAGCAAUACUUACUACAUACGCCCAUAUGGAAGCUUUGGGCAUCUUGCCUAAUAAUACAACAUUGCCUCUGGUUUUCAAGGCUUGUGCAAAUUUGCAAACCCUUGAGAGAGGCAAGAAGAUACACGAGGAUAUGAUGGGUUCCCCUUUGAUCAAUGAUAUCCGGGUUGGGACUAGUCUUGUUGACUUUUAUAGCAAAUGUGGCUGUCUUGAAGAUGCUUAUUGCGUAUUCGAUGAAAUGCCGAAAAGGGAUGUCGUAGCCUGGAAUGCGAUGAUUUUGGGGUGUGUGCAGUGCAUGGAAUAUGAGGGAGCGUUGUUUCUUUUCAUGGAGAUGCAAGAGGAGAAUUUGAGGCCUAAUUCUAGGACGGUUGUUUCAUUGCUUAAGGCAUGUGGUGAGCUUUCAGAGCUGGGCCUUGGGAAAGGAAUCCACGGGUAUUGUUUGAGGAAUGGACUUAUGGAAAUGAGCAGUCAUGUGGAUAGUGCUUUAAUUAGUUUCUAUUCAAGAUUUGACAUGACAACUGCUAAUCAUGUUUUCAGAUUGUUGGGUUCAAGGAGCACUGUUAGUUGGAAUUCGAUGCUUUGUGGGUAUUUUGAUGCUGGUCAUUACUUGAAAACUGUAGAUCAUUUUCUCUGGAUGCUCAAGGGGGGAAAAGAAUAUGAUCAUGUUACUGUUCUAGUUAUUAUUCAGGCCUGUGCGGAACUGGGACUUAUUGAGCUGGGAAUGCAAGUCCAUCAACUUGUAAUUAAACAUGCCUUCAGUGAAGAUCUGCACACAUUAAAUGCAUUGAUGAAUUUCUACAGCAGCAUGGGGUACUUGAAAUGUUCAUUUGAUCUAUUUAUCUCUGUUCCUAACAAAGAUGUUGUUCUGUGGAAUUCAAUGAUUUCAGCUUGCAUUGAUAAUGGCUUGAAUGAUGAAGCAAUUAAAAUGUUCACUGAGAUGCAAAUAGAAGGCAUUAGACCAAAUGACAGUUCUAUUAUUAGCAUGUUAAACUUAUUUGCAGGUUUGGAAAAAGGAUUGACAAAUGGAAAAAGGUUGCAUGCUUAUGCAAUUAAGUUUGGAAUGGAGGCCUUUACACUCUGUCAAAUUGCUUUGUUGAAUAUGUAUGGAGUUUUAAAUUGCGUUGAAGAUGCCUUGAACAUUUUGUCUGAGACAAAUGAUUCAGAUGUAGUUUCUUGGAACACUUUAAUUGCUGCAUUGGCUCAUAAUGGAUUAAGAAGCCAAGUAUUCUUACUCUUUAGGCAGAUGCAGGAAACAGAUGUCAAACCAAAUGGUCACACAGUAAUUUCCAUUCUUGCUGCUUGUGAUGAUGAUACCUUUCUGAACACUGGAAGAUCUUUCCAUGGUUAUGUAGUAAAAAAUGGUCUGGAAGUAGAUGCAGCACUGAAUGCUGCACUGACUGAAAUGUACAUGAAUUGUGGUGAUGAGGCAAACGCUAAGUAUCUGUUUGAGGGCUUCAGAAAAAAAGAUUUGAUCUCUUGGAAUGCCAUGAUUUCCAAUUAUGUAAACAACAACCGACCUCAAAAAGCUUUGUUGCUUUUCCAUCGCAUGAUUUCGGAAGUUGAACCCAAUUUCUCAACAGUGGUAAGCGCUCUUUCUGCAUGUGCAUAUCUAGCAGAACUUUCUCAAGGCCUUUGUUUACAUGCCUACAUAACACGAAGGGAAUCAUUAAUGGGUUUUCAUUUGCCUGUGGCAAAUGCUUUAAUAACUAUGUAUGCAAGAUGCGGCUGCAUGAGAUAUGCUGACUAUGUAUUUAGUUCCUUACGAAAAAGAAAUUCAGUUUCUUGGAAUGCAAUAAUAGCUGGCUAUGGCAUGCAUGGCCGAGGACAUGAUGCUGUUCUUGCCUUCUCACAAAUGUUAGAAGAAGGGUUCCUGCCCACAGAUGUUACAUUUGUUUCUGCUUUAUCAGCUUGCAGCCAUUCUGGUUUGAUAGAAAAAGGAUUGCAGCUUUACCACUCAAUGGUUCAGGACUUUUACAUAACCCCAAAACUUGUCCACUAUGCUUGCGCCGUGGAUCUAUUGUCACGAGGUGGGCAUUUAGAUGAAGCCAUGCAAUUAAUUAAGUCUAUGCCAAUUGCUCCUGAUGCAUCAGUGUGGCGAGCUCUGCUUGGUGCUUGUCGAAUUUAUUCUGAAACCAGAUAUGCCAAAAUCAUUUUUGAAAAGCUUGUUGAAUUGGAACCAACAAAUGCAGGUAAUUAUAUUUUGCUUUCAAAUGUCUAUGCUGCUGCAGGCCAUUGGUCAGAGGUCAGAAAAUUGCGAAUACUACUUGAGAAAAAGGGUUUGGUAAAACCUCCUGGAAAAAGUUGGAUUGUGGUUAAAAAUAAACUUCACCAGUUUACUGCUGGAGACAAGUCACAUCCUGAAAGUGACAAAAUCUAUCAAAAGUUGUCUUAUUUGGUGUCAUCAAUUAAAAGAAUGGGGUAUGUUCCAGAUGUUUGUUGGGUUCUCCAUGAUGAAGAACCUGAAGAAAAACUCAGAAAGCUACUAAGCCACAGUGAGAAGCUUGCUAUUGCUUUCGGAUUGAUGAAUGCAGGUGCUAGGUCACCAGUUUUGAUCACAAAGAACCUGAGGGUUUGUGGUGAUUGCCAUGAGUUUAGUAAGCAUGUCUCCAGAUUAGUUGGCAAAGAAAUAAUUCUGAGAGAUGGAAGUCGUUUCCAUCAUUUUAGCAAUGGUAUCUGUUCAUGCAAAGAUUAUUGGUGAGGAGUGGUGUAAUGAUCCCACAUCGGCUAGGGAGGAAGUCCUGGGGCUGCUUUAAUAGCCUGUAGUGGUCUCUCCCACCUGACCGAGGCCUUUUGGAGGGGUGCUGGGCUUCUUGACCUGCGGGCUUGGGCUCUUCACUUGUUGUGGGCUAUAACCCCAUCUCCAGGAACAAAACCCACGGCCCAAUGGGGUGGUUAACUGUGGGACAAUAUUGGUCAGGGGCGUUAGAAGUGGUGUGAUUGCUAGUUCAGAUCAGGCUUCCAUUCUAAGUCUAAUCUUUUGGAGUAGUAACUCUGGAUCAAGAGGAAGGUCAAAGUUCAACUUACGAAUUUUGGAAUCUUACUCUUUCUGUCUCCAAUUACCAUAAUCCAGCUAUAGACUGGAUGCAACAUUUUCAAAGGUGAGGUGCAAAUUUGUCUGAAUAAAAUCUUCCCUUCUGGUGGAAUCUUUUUGGUAACUUCUUGGUGGCAGUAAUAACAGGUGCAGUGUACUUUGCAUGUUUGUAUGGGGACACUUAAUCUUCUUUACAUGUUUAACUUAUAACCAUUGAUUUCAGAUUUUUCUUUACAAAAAAACUUGUGUUUGAAAUUGUGAUUAGGAUUGUAUGUCUUAUGUGAUUGCUAAUGCUCUUUCAAGUGAAUGGUAUGCUUUUCAGUUGAACUGGAUCAUUUGCAUCUAGAAAUAAAGUAUAACAUCAAUUUGACUAAGAUAGCAAUAUCUGCUAGUAUUAGAUAAGAUGAUAGUUUUGGUUCAGUUUAUGUCAUCUUACCAUUUCAUAGAAUCCUUCAAUGAAUAUAGAAUAGAGAAGGAAAGUAACUCCCCAGUAGUGCCCAUUUUGAGUCCCAAAAACUGGCAUGCUUCUCAGUUUUUCCGUUUAUUCCUUUUUAUGGCAUUUUUGUUUUGGCAACAAAAUAACCAGCAAGUGAAAAAUAUUGCCGUGCCUGGAUACAACCUUCAUCACUUAGAAAAAGAACACCAUAUUUGUUUUAUUAACCAAAAUUUGUAGCUACUUAAUGAGGAGCGAACUGCCUAUGUAUCAGCAUACGUGAACAUUUUAUGAUUUGAGUUUUUAUCAGUGCGUUUGUCUUUGGUCCUGAGAACUAUGCCUCAACGCCAAAUCGGUGGUAUUGAUAGUUUGGGUGUUCUACCCAACUCUCUAGCAUAUACAAUUUUCAGCUGAACUGGAUCAUUUGCACUGGUUACAUAUACAAUUUUCAGCUGAACUGGAUCAUUUGCACCUGGAAAAUAAAGCAUAACAUGGUUAUAUCUGCUAGUGUUAUUCGAGAUGACAGGUUUUAGCUGAUUUCUUUUUUCAAUGAAAAACAUGUUCCUGGAUAAGAUCUUCAUCAUUUGGAAACUACUUGACAAGUAUGGUGGAAGUGAGUACCCUCACAAUUUAUUGGCGCUGUUAAAUUGGCACUGUUGGAUUGGAUGAUGGAUACUGCAGCAAGUCACAAGGCUCAAUUCAAGAUGUAUUGUUUGUAAUAGAUAUCAAUAGCCAGAAUUUUUGUGAGAAAAGGACUCAGUUCUUUCUUUAACAAACAAAAGAAACAGAUUAGUAAAAAAAUUUCAACCGAUGAGUUUACA